GGAGCCCGUAAGGAGGGGGCGCGCGGGGCUUCUCCUCAUUCCGGGGCGCGCGCCGCGUCGGUUUGCUGGUCCGGCGACGGGGGCCGAGGAGGGUCACUUCGCCUCAUGGAGCCGGGCGCCCGCCACCGCCGCCGCCUGCUGCUGCACGACCCGGCGAGCUUAACGCUGCCGCCGGCGGGAGCCGAGACGCCCCUCGCCCGCCGGAGGAGCCUGGACUGUGGCGGCUCAAGUGAAUGUUGUAUGCAGAUGUUGGAAGCAAGAAAUGCCAAUUUGAAAAGGACCUCUUCUUCUGAUUCUACAGAUUCAGGCUGCUGCAUGGAUUCUCCCAUCCUGCUUGGCAUGAAAGACCUUGAGGAAACCUUUCGACUCCCCAUGAGAAGAAUGUGCUCCCUCCCGCACAGCCUUCUGGGGUCCAGUCCUGCCCUGAAGAGAAGCCACUUGACUCUCCCGGACUGUGAUGUUUUCCAGGCCUUUGGCCCGGACGACAACAAAGAGAAUGAGCACUUUGAAUUCAAGAAACCAACAAGACCUGCCUCUCGUAGCUCUCUGCGUCUCUCUUCUCUUGAAGAUGAAAAAGAUGCUUUGGAACUGAGACGGAAGUCAAAUACAGCAUUUAUGUUCUGCAGUGGCCAGAAUGUUGAAAAUGAAACUGAUAGCCCUGCAUUCCUGCGGCAGCAGUCCCGAAAGGUCUCGGAAACAGAAGACGAUGAUGGAUUUUUAGAGAUUAUGGAUGGCCCCGAUAGCACAAAUAAUGAAGAGAUGCCUUCUGACAUGGCGAGCCUCUGGACCGCUCCUCUGGUUGUGGCUAAAGGGGAGGAUCUGCAGAGUCAGCAGUACAAACUCUGCAGCGUGGAAAGCAAGCCCUGCAGCCUGGGUAAGACAGCCUUGAAAAGAAUGGAGAGGGUCCUGGAAGAGAGCGCCCCAGGCUUCAGCAAGAGGAGGAGAAGUGCCCAGGCAGGACUUUCAGAAGAACCGAUGAGUCCAUUCUCCUCCUCGUCUUCCUCUUUAGAGAUAGGGAAUGUUUUGGAUAGUGACCAAAGGGACCUUAUUGGAGAUUUUUCAAAGGUUUAUCUGUUCCACACCGUUGAUGGCAAGCAUCAGGAUCUGAAGUACAUUGAUCCAGAAAUGAUUGUGGCAGUUUUGAAUGGCAAGUUCUCUAUAUUCAUAAAGGAGUGUGUAAUCAUCGACUGCAGAUUUCCCUACGAAUAUGAAGGCGGUCAUAUAAAGGGUGCUAUAAAUCUUCACAUGGAGGAAGACGUUGAAGACUUUUUGCUCAAAAAGCCUAUUGUGUCAUCUGGCGGCAAGCGAGUCAUUGUUGUUUUCCACUGCGAGUUCUCAUCGGAACGGGCCCCCCGGAUGUGCCGAUUUGUAAGAGAAAGAGACAGGCUUGGCAACGAGUACCCGAGUCUGCACUACCCAGAGCUCUAUGUCCUAAAAGGGGGAUACAAGGACUUCUUCCUCAAAUGCAAGAGCUACUGUGAGCCGCAGGGCUAUCGGCCCAUGCACCACAAGGACUUCAAGGAAGACCUGCGCAGGUUCCGCACAAAGAGCCGAACGUGGGCAGGGGAGAAGAGCAAGAGGGAGCACUACAGCCGCUUGAAGAAGCUCUGAGCUCCGGGGGUUCCGCCAGCUGGAGCUGGGCCAGAGGGACACACGGGGACUUGUCUUGGGGGGUGGAUUGCUCUGCACGGCCUUUCCUUUGCUCCUGGAUCAGUUCUGCAAGCCUAGAAGGAGAGCGUGGACUGCCACAGGUCGGGCCCCGGGCGGUUAGCGCUCCAGCUGUGAAUCCUGGAAUUUCCUAUGGACUUCGAGACAAUCCAUGGAGAAGUAUAGAUGGGAAGCAGAAGGAUGUAACUGCAUUGUGCAGUCGUAAGAUUUUAAUGGAUUUUAAAACUCUGCUUUUUGUAUUUUAAUAUAGUCAGAUGAAGCUAAUUUACCUUUGUGGUACAAGCUGUGCUUGGUUUUCCAAAGCCUAGCAUUUGCUCUCCUGUUACUUAACUAAACAGUAAGUGCUUAGCUACCAAAAGAGCAACUUAAAAAAGAAAAAGAAAAAAGAGCAGCACUAGUUGAAAGAUUUUGAAGGUGUUCCUUGGUAUAAACCAACACCGGAGGCAGAAGCAGAGGCUAUGAUGCUAGCCGGGUAUCUUGCUUUUUUGUGUGUGCGUCCACAUUUUACAUGACGCUAAACCAGAGGUUACUACUACAACUACAAGUGAGACAAGCUGAAGCUGUGCUUAGGCUCCCGAGCCAAAUUCAGGAUCCGUAUGCAAACUGGUCCUAUUUUGUCAUGAACUUUAAGUUAAGCCAACUUGGCUUGAGAUUGCUUAACUAAUCAAGGUUUGUGUUACUGGUUCUCAUACCCCUAGAAGAAAGUGACGUGAACUUCUGGUUACAGGGUAGUCAGAGAGAGAAAGCCCAAGCCUUUGUCUCAUGCUUGUUCCAGUAGCCCUAAAUAAAGGUUUGGUGUUAUAUGCAAAUUGGGCACCAAUGUCAGUAUUAGAAGUCAUUUUUCAGCCAGCCAGUGUGGUUGGAGGAAUUUUUCAGGAGGUAUUGUGUAAGCUUCAAUUUUCCUUUUGAGGGGCAUUUGCAACAAAAGCUUACAAUGAGAAAGUAUGCUCUUUAGCCUUUGCAUUAAUGUCUGCAUCAGACCUAAAAUGCUACCUCAGUUUAUUUAGACGGUGUCACUAGUCUGCUUCUCGGUGCAGGGGACCUGCGUUUAUCCCUCAGAAUUGAACUACGCCUGCGAACCAUGCUGCGGGGCAAGCCAAGGCAGCUGUUCACCCGGGAGUGAGGAAGUGCGCUGCCUUGGGGGUUUGGACUGCUUGGAUUGGCAGCGGGGAUGAUGGCACGGAGCCCAGCUUCUCCCGGUUUUCUGAAAGGUAUUUGUGGGUUGCAAGGAAGCACUUCUGUGGUUUCCUCGCUGCUUUCUUCCUGAAAACAUUCCCAAACCCACUUCCUGGUAUUGAGCAUAUGUAUUGUUUGAGGUGCAGUUUGUCUUACUGAUUUGACAUUUGCACAUAAUUGUAUUCAAAUCUAGGAAAAAUAACAUGCUUUUAAUGUAUUGUAAAUAGUAUUAGAAGGUGAGGAAAAUGUAAAUGACAAUAAGGGUCCAAGAAAAUGACCUCUUUUGUGGCUCAGCAAAUAAAUUGCCCACGAUUUCAAA
Messenger RNA from Python bivittatus (Burmese python), 3163 nucleotides. It is a transcript of the gene CDC25A, whose product is annotated as cell division cycle 25A. Lineage: Eukaryota; Metazoa; Chordata; Lepidosauria; Squamata; Pythonidae. The record is from RefSeq and is a predicted model, not a curated record. Gene Ontology annotation, cellular component: nucleus; cytoplasm. Gene Ontology annotation, biological process: G2/M transition of mitotic cell cycle; positive regulation of G2/MI transition of meiotic cell cycle; positive regulation of G2/M transition of mitotic cell cycle. Gene Ontology annotation, molecular function: protein tyrosine phosphatase activity.